Oreochromis niloticus (Nile tilapia) is the source of this 3039-nucleotide messenger RNA. RefSeq names its product NLR family CARD domain-containing protein 3. The transcript has 11 exons. NCBI's taxonomy places the organism in Eukaryota, Metazoa, Chordata, Actinopteri, Cichliformes, Cichlidae. The record is from RefSeq and is a predicted model, not a curated record. Gene Ontology annotation, molecular function: protein binding. The coding region runs from base 1 to 3039 and encodes 1012 amino acids.
AUGAGAGAUCUGCUGGACCUGAACCUGGACCCAGCUGUGUGUCCUUACAGAGUGACAUGUCGAAUGGUCACAUCAUUAAUUUUAAAGUCCAGCCUGUGUCUGCUGCAGAGAGACGGUGCAUCUGCUCAUACUGGGACCAGUCUGCUUCAUCAGGAGACUCGUCCUGUCCCCAGUGUGGAGAAAGAUCCAGAAGCAGAGCUGGACUGCAGACAGCCACUUUUGUUCAUCUUUGACGGCCUGGAUGAAAGCAGACUUUCAUUGGAUUUCACCAACAGGAAGCUGCUGUCUGAUGUCACACAGAAGUCAUCAGUCAGCCAGCUGCUGACAAACCUCAUCCAGGGGAAUCUGCUUCCCUCGGCUCUCGUCUGGAUAACUUCCCGACCUGCAGCAGCCAGUCAGAUCCCUCCUACAUGUGUCGACAGGCUAACAGAAGUACGAGGCUUCACUGACGCCCAGAAGGAGGAGUACUUCAGGAGGAGAUUCAGUGAUGAAGAGCUGUCCAGCAGAAUCAUCUCCCACAUGAAGACAUCCAGGAGCCUCCACAUCAUGUGUAGUAUCCCAGUCUUCUGCUGGAUCACUGCUACAGUUCUGGAGCACAUGUUGACUACAGAGCAGAGAGGAGAGCUGCCCAAGACCCUGACUGACAUGUACUCACACUUCCUGCUGGUUCAGACAAAGAGGAAGAAGAACAAGUACCACAAGGGACAUGAGACGAGUCCACAGGAGCUGACGGAGGCUGACAGGGAAGUUCUUCUGAAGCUGGGGAGGCUGGCGUUUGAACAUCUGGAGAAAGGAAACAUCAUGUUCUACCAAGAAGACCUGGAGCAGUGUGGUCUGGAUGUGACAGAGGCCUCGGUGUACUCAGGAGUUUGUACAGAGAUCUUCAAAAGAGAGUGUGUGAUCUUCCAGAAACCAGUCUACUGCUUUGUUCAUCUGAGCAUUCAGGAGUUUCUGGCUGCAGUCUACAUGUUCCACUGUUUCACCAACAGGAAGACUGAGGGGCUGGAGGACUUCCUGGGGAUAGACCUGUAUGAAGACAGUGAUGAUGAUGAUGAUGAUGAUGAUGAUGAUGCAGGCAACUCUUUUCUGGAUGAUUUCCUUGAGAGAGCCAUGUAUAAAUCCCUCCAGAGUAAAAAUGGCCACCUGGACCUGUUUGUUCGCUUCCUUCAUGGCCUCUGUCUGGAGUCCAACCAGAGACUCUUAGUAGGUCUGCUGGGUCAGACAGAGAUCAGUCCAGGAAUCAUCCAGAGAGUCAUCAACAACCUGAAGGAGAUGAACAGUGAUGAAAUCUCUCCUGACAGAAGCAUCAACAUCUUCCACUGUCUGAUGGAGAUGAACGACCUCUCAAUACAUCAGGAGAUCCAAGAGUUCCUGAAGUCAGAGAACAGAUCAGCGAAGGAACUCUCUGAGAUCCAGUGCUCAGCUCUGGCCUUCAUGCUGCAGAUGUCAGAGGAGGUUCUGGAUGAGUUGGACCUGCAGGAGUACGACACAUCAGAGUGGGGACGACACAGACUGAUUCCAGCUGUGAGGAACUGCAGAAAGGCUCGACUGACUCAGUGUGAACUCUCAGAGUCUCACUGUGAAGUUGUGGCCUCAGCUCUGAAGUCCAACCCCUCCCAUCUGACAGAGCUGGACAUGAGUAACAACAACCUGCAGGAUUCAGCAGUGAAGCUUCUGUGUGCUGGACUGGAGAGUCCAAACUGUCGACUGGAGACUCUGAGAUUGUGUGGAUGCAGUUUGUCAGAAACCAGCUGUGGUGAUCUGGUUGCGGCUCUGAAGACCAACCCCUCCCACCUGACACAUCUGGACCUGGGUGAAAACAACCUGGGUGGUUUGCAUAUGAAGCAGCUCAAUCUUUUCCUAGAGAGUCCAGACUGUAGAUUGAAAGUACUGAGACUGGCAAAUUGCAGUCUGUCAGAGAUCAGCGCUUUUGUCUCAGCACUGAGCUCCAACCCCUCCCAUCUGAGACAGCUGCACCUGAGUGGAAACAACCUGCAGGAUUCAGGAGUGAAGCCACUGUGGGAUUUUCUGAAGAGUCCAGAAUGUCGACUUCAAAUUCUGGGAUUGUGGAGCUGUGGUUUGUCAGAGAUCAGCUGUGAUUAUCUGGCAGCAGCUCUGAAGUCCAACCCCUCCCAUCUGAGAGAGCUGAACCUGUGGGGAAACAACCUGAAGGAUCCAGAUGUGAAGCAGCUGUCUGAUCUUCAGCAGAAUCCAGACUACAGACUGGAGACUCUGAGAGGUCAGAGGUCACAGUCUGCAGGGUCCAGCUGUCCGUCUGUGAGGAGUGACUGGUCCAAAGAUCCACCUCCAGCCUUCAGUGGUGAACCUGGACCAAUGAGAGGGAGGAAGAGGAAGAGGAGCGGUGUUUGUGAGGAGGAGCAGCUGUCCUGCUGUGCUUUGUGUCAGGACGUCCUGAAGGAUCCAGUCUCUACCAGCUGUGGACACUGGUUCUGCAGACAGUGCAUCUGCUCAUACUGGGACCAGUCUGCUUCAUCAGGAGACUCCUCCUGUCCCCAGUGUGGAGAAAGAUCCAGAACCAGAGCUGGACUGCAGAUAGCCAGUCAGAGCAGCUGUGUACAAAAUGUUGGUCUGCAGGAGGCCAUGGAGAAAUCCCUCCAGAGUAAAAAUGGCCACCUGGACCUGUUUGUUCGCUUCCUUCAUGGCCUCUGUCUGGAGUCCAACCAGAGACUCUUAGGAGGUCUGCUGGGUCAGACAGAGAACGGUCCAGGAAUCAUCCAGAAAGUCACCAAGAACCUGAAAAAUAACAAGACAUUUAAAUCUUCUCCUGACAGAAGCAUCAACAUCUUCCACUGUCUGAUGGAGAUGAACGACCUCUCAGUACAUCAGGAGAUCCAAGCGUUCCUGAAGUCAGAGAAAAGGUCAAAGGACCUCACUAUGAUCCACUGCUCAGCUCUGGCCUUCAUGCUGCAGAUGUCAGAGGAGGUUCUGGAUGAGUUGGACCUGCACAAGUACAAAGCUUCAAAGGAGGGACGACUGAGACUGAUUCCAGCUGUGAGGAACUGCAGAAAGGCUCGGUGA